AUGGCUAUAAUAAUUCAAUUCCAAUUUAAACCUUACGCGCUUGUGAAUGUUGGAACAGAUGAUGUUGCUGUUGUGAACGGUCAUCCUUUAUUUUUUGACUCUCUUUUUCCUUCAUUACAAUCAACGACACCAGAGACAGUCAUCAGUGAUUACAGACAUAGAAAAAGACUAGACUCUCUUAUUGAUCACAAAAUCGAUUCAAAGAUGGAAGGUGUGAACGAGUUUAGUGAGAAUAAUGCUGAGUUUUAUGCUGAAGUAAUUGGGAAAUUGAUUGGAACUAUUCGUGACGGCAUCACGACUUUAAUUGAUGAAGUUAAGCAACGAAAGCAACAGAAACGAAAAAAUUCAAUCAAUGAAAUGAAUGAAAGUACGUCCCCUCCAUCCGAGAUUAGUUCAAACAAAAUAUUGCAAGCAAUGAAUACGAUUGAAAAUAUAACAAAUGCAUUGAUGAAUGACAAUGAAUCUACUCUAAUGCAAAAAGCUUCAAAUGAUGCCAAUACGAUGACAGAAAAUCACGAGAUUGAAUCGAAAGUACUAACGCCUAAUCGUGUUAACGCUAAUUUAAGUGACUCAUUGGAAAAAGAAGAUAAUCAGAUUGAAAGUAAUCAAUCACAGAGAAAAUUAUUUAAUUUUGCAUGGAAUGACGUGGUUCAAGUAAUACCAAGGAGAACAAAACGUAAUCAAAAUGAAUAUCCUAAACAACUUGCUGCUAAUAAUGUUGAAUCUUCAUUUAAUAAUUAUGAAAAUACGACCGAUACCUGGAAUAAUCAAAAAAUUAAAUACUUCAGUCAAGAUGAUGUGACUUGGUUCACCAAACUUAAUCAAAUUCUUGGACCGCUUUCCAAUAAUCAAAUUCAAAGAAAGAAAAAACUUUUACGAUUCGCAACUACUCUUUUGAUUCCUUAUUUUCAUAAUGAGUCAAUAAUUUUGAACGACCUUCGAACUUUAUUUAAUACUAUUGAUAGUGAUGAGACUUUUAAAGAUUUUGAAGGUAGUAACCUCGUUCCAAGUGAAGAAUCUUCAAUCUUAAAAUUUUUGCUGAUUCGAGGCAACUCCACAUUCAUUCAAUUAACACCGAAGUUAAAAGUUAGAAUAUUUUAUCAAGAUACUGAUGAGUAUAGCCAGCUUAGAAAACGAACUAAAGCAAUUCUUCAAUACAUUUUUUAUAAAUAUGUUCGCCUUUACUUAAUUGCGCGCAAGGGUUAUAAAGAUGCUCGUCACUUUAACCGCAUGGCGAAGAAAAUGUUUCCUGAAGAAAAUCAAACUUCUUCUUUAUCAUUCAUUUCUCAAGCCAAGUUUCAAUCAUUACAAAGUUCUGAAGAAUUAAAAAAAGAGUUUAACAAUAAUGAAGACUUCAUUGUUGCAUCGAAUCACGCUAGAAGAAAUUUUCAAAAUUUUGAAGCAAUCGCAAUAUUAAUUAUCGAAAUUUUUGGUGCUUUCCUAGGACUCACACUUGGGGCUAUGCAUCAUAUCGAUAUUGGAUUAUUUUAA
Messenger RNA from Clunio marinus, 1491 nucleotides. The record is from the annotation of a GenBank genome assembly. NCBI's taxonomy places the organism in Eukaryota, Metazoa, Arthropoda, Insecta, Diptera, Chironomidae.